UCUAUAUAUUCGUCCAGAGUCCGCGGAGCCCUAAUCCCCUACUCCCCGAACGACGCAUAAAGAGGCAUCUCUCUGUAUGCUUUUUAUUAACAAUGGCCUCUCCCUUCUUUUCUCCAUUAAUUUUAUGUAUUUCUCUUUGGGCUCUACUGAUAUUACCCGCACAUUCACUCACCUGCACCUCCCAAAAAUUCUCAAACAGCAAGCUAUAUGCCAGCUGCUCUGACCUCCCUACACUCGACUCCUAUCUUCACUACACUUACAACGCCACCAACUCCUCCCUCUCUAUCGCCUUCCUCUCAACUCCGGCUUCAUCCGACGGCUGGAUCGCCUGGGCCAUCAACCCCACCGGCACCGGCAUGGUUGGAUCGCAGGCGUUAAUCGCUUUGAAAUCCAGCGGCUCCUUGGCUGUAAAAACUUACAACAUUAGCUCCUACAGUUCCAUUGAGCAAUCAAAUUUGUCUUUUGACGUUUGGGACUUGAAAGCCGAAUCUGGCUCCAACGGUACUUGGGUAAUAUAUGGGUCGUUGAAAGUUCCGGAUAAGGUGGAACAAUUGAACCAAGUUUGGCAGAUUGGAGCUAGAGUUUCAGAUGGUCACCCCAAUAAGCAUGAGUUCGCUCCGACCAAUCUCGACGCUAAGGAAACAUUGUCUUUGGUUGAAACUCCACAAAGUCUGACACCUGCAUCAGCACCAGCACCAACACCAGCACCAUCACCAUUAUCUACGCCUGAAAAGGCUGGACAGUCAAUACUUAGAACUAAUAAUUUGGGCUUGUUUCUGUUUUUAGUAAGUGCUUUGGCUUUAUGAUUUGAUUUUGAUGUGAUCUCCUAUAUUUACUUUGCUUGAUCUCUCCACUGAUAUCUGUAUUUUAAGGAUGAAUAAUUUUUUAUGUUUCAGCCAA
This is a messenger RNA of Mangifera indica (mango), 900 nucleotides long. Its product is annotated as auxin-induced in root cultures protein 12-like. Lineage: Eukaryota; Viridiplantae; Streptophyta; Magnoliopsida; Sapindales; Anacardiaceae. The transcript has a single exon. The coding region runs from base 93 to 806 and encodes 237 amino acids. The record is from RefSeq and is a predicted model, not a curated record.